Harpegnathos saltator (Jerdon's jumping ant) is the source of this 12311-nucleotide messenger RNA. RefSeq names its product DNA-dependent protein kinase catalytic subunit. Gene Ontology annotation, molecular function: protein binding; DNA-dependent protein kinase activity. The transcript has 20 exons. The record is from RefSeq and is a predicted model, not a curated record. Gene Ontology annotation, biological process: double-strand break repair via nonhomologous end joining; telomere maintenance. Bases 390 to 12185 code for a protein of 3931 amino acids. Gene Ontology annotation, cellular component: nucleus. Lineage: Eukaryota; Metazoa; Arthropoda; Insecta; Hymenoptera; Formicidae.
GGUUCUCCGUACGUACGCUCUGUUUUCGUUUUUCCGAUUUCGACGCGCAAUGUUCAUUUACCAUACCAGCAUUCGACCUAGAAAAGUGCCUAACUUCAGACAGAUGUGGCCAUUCGUGACACUGGGUUUAGUUUUCUACAACUUUUCUCGCUUUCUACAGAUUCACAGUUUUUAGCCUUAAAGCUGCUGUUAUUAAUUAAAAAAUUCAACUCUGUUGCAGCAAAAGGAAUAAAAACGUAUCGAUGCUCAUUGAAUGAGCACCAUCAUAUCAAUAUAUGUUUUGUAAAAUAGUCACAGCUGGACCACAGAGCUACCAACAUGAAGUUUUCUUGUUGAACAUAUAAAUAUAUAGUAAUUAUCAGUGUUUUUUCAAGUUUGCGAAUGAAAAAAUGGAUUCGUAUCGAGAUUUUUUAAUAAUAUUUAAAGAAGCUCUGUCUACUAAAGAUUGUCAAACCUUGACGAAUAUUUUUAAAGAAGCCAGGAACCAACUCCAAAUUGUUUCGACUGGACAUCUAGAAUUUUUUAUGGAUAACAUACUUAGUGAAAAGGAUGGCUUACUAUAUUUCCUUGCAUCAAUACUUAAUAAUUAUCGUUCAAAGAAAGAUACUGAUGAUAUGUGUAGGAAAAGUUUCCAGUUACUUAGUUCACUCAUUGAAAAUUUUCAUCAUGUUACAUGUUUCAAGAAGUAUAUCACUCAAAUUAAGGAAAUCUGUUAUGCAGUAUUGCGUAUGAAAUGUAAUUUCUACAUCCAGAAAGAUGCUAGUUAUACCUUCAUAAAAUUGAUAGAGAGAUUUAGCCACCUAAAUUUAAUGCUAGAUGAAAUAUUAAAUCGAUUUUUAACACAUGUAUUUCGUGUAAAUACUAUAAAAGAGAGAAAACUUAUAUAUUGUGUGAUUGGUAAAAUAAUUAAACACAAUGGAAAUAUCUGUUUGCCAGAGGUUCAUGUCAAUCUACUAUUCCGCCAUUUUUGUACUGAUGCAUCGAACGAGUUACAGUUUGUUUCUGAUGAUGUGGCGAAAACAGAAGAAAAAACAGGGUUUAGUUUUCACAUGUACUUCGACGCUAUCGCAGACAUAUUGGAAAAUAUUCAACCACCGAAUCAUAUAAAAGACAAACUCUUUCAAAAUUUAUAUGAACGGAUAAAGGUUAUUAGCAACUUGAACAAACCGCAGAUGCUGUUAAAAUCCGCGAUUGAACUUCUGGAUCGUCAUAUGAAUUAUUUUCAAAACCUUCUGUAUCCCGAUUAUCAGCAUUGGCAUAAAGUUCUUCAACAUUUAUCACAUAAAGAAGCUAUUUCAAAUUGCGGUCAACAUGCUCUGAGAACAUUUUACGAAGUUAUCGGGAAAAUUCUCAGGGAUCAAAGUAAAGAAGAAAGCGAAAUUGUGUUACGGUAUUUUCUGGAUACAUUUUACGGAAUAUUCGCAAAUACCAACUUGAAUUUAAUCACGUUGCGACUAAACGUCUUUGGAUAUAGUCAAAUGAUUAUACCGUGCAAAAUGCAUCUACUCGAAUGUGAUAUCAGUCAGAUGUACUCGACUAUUGCUAAUUAUGCUCUUCCUCUUUCUUUCAGUGAACAGGACGAUUCGGCGAACGUGGAGAAUGUCUGUUGCUAUCAGGAAGCACUCUCUAACAUACUAUGUCACAUGUCUGACGUUACGGACGAAAAGAUAAACGUCCUCGUACAACUUAGUAUCUACACGAUCAAGAGAUUUCCCGACUUGGAGAUAUUUAAAAACAGACUCGCAAUUUCAUCCUUGAUUAAAAUUAUCCUUAAUCUCGCGUCUGUUGACAGAAGUUUACUGCAAAGAUAUCUCGAUAAUAUAAUUUACGACGGUAUCGCAUGGAGCUGUUCGCAUACGUUGGCACUUGACGCGGAGCUACAGCGGGAACUAGGCUACUUGAAGCAGCCACCGAUAUGUUACAAGAACUAUCUACCGUUGUGGACGCAAUUGUUGAACAUCAAGAAGUACACGCUCUAUUGUACCGUGCAGCUAAUAGCGGAAACUCUGAUGAACGUAUGCAUAAUGCUGAUCAAGCGACUGGACAUAGAUGUGAAACAGCAGUACGAAGAUACCGUGCUUUCCGACGUUGCACUCGUACAGGGCGCUGUGAAUCAAGCAGACUUCCGUGUGUUCACGAACCUCGUGGACCUCUACGUCGAUGUGAUAGACGCGACGGAUGCAUCCCUCUACUCCAGCAUCAUACCUGAUUUUUUGCAUGAUAUUAUCAGACUGUCGUACAAGCAUCCAUUGAUAUCCGGUUUCUACAGACUAGCGCGGAUUGCUCUGAAGAUUCUCGAUUGCACAACUGAAAAGGAGGAGAAGAGCGAGACUAAAAACCUAGUAUCCAGCUAUUUGGUGAACAUUCUCGAACUGCUUCCUACGUUCUCCAAUGAGCUACUGAUCACGUGCCUCUACUUGAUCCUGGACGAGCCCGGGAUCUCAUACGUCGCGACUGCUGUGUCGUCCGCGCGUCUAGUUUCGGCCUUCAGGAUCGCUUUCACCAUGGGUUUGAGCGAUCUGGAACUCGCGUACAGCGCGCUCGACGCUCUGAAAACAUGGACCGAUACCCGACAGUCGCGGGAAGACGAGUGUAUGAACGAGUCGCUGCGAGAGAUCGUGCCACACUUGGAGUCGUACUUGCGCAGCACAGAGAGCGCCGUUGAAAUGUUGCAGGAACUAACGACGAAGAAGAAGGCGAAGUUUAAGCGGAUAGGCUCGACCGACAAUGAGUGCACGUUGCGCAAUUUCCAGCGACGAAUACUAUUGUUUUUCGGCUCGCUCGACCACGACGUAUUAUCCAGCUUCUUGUACGAGCGUUCGCUCAACACCGGCGCGUCCUGGGACCGAAAGGAUCUGCUCAGGUACUCCUUGCUGCUACCGGAUGUGCGUUUAACACUUCACUUCGACCGGAUACUGCCGCGCGUGAUCGCGCUGGCGCGUGACUCCAGCGACAGGCGCACCAGAAUCGCCGCAUGCGAAGUAUUGCACUCGAUGGUCACAUUGGUGAUCGGUUCGAUGAGAAAUUCAUUUCCCAAUUCAGACUCGUUCGUCAGAUUAUACGCGUUACUAUGUCCGAUUCUGCUCGCGCUCGGUUGCGACUCCGACGAGGUGGUACAGAGUCUCUUUCAGCCAUUUACGCUGCAACUGAUGCAUUGGCUGAGCUCGCAACUCAAAUCACUGCCGUCUGUGAUAUCGCUCGUACUAGACUCCAUCUUCAAUAGCCUGUGUGACAAUGCGAAUCCGUCGUUGCGUGAGUUCGCCGGUACGUGCCUGGCCGAAUUCACGUCCUGGUCCAUCAGACAGGCUGAUGAAUGCGACAUGCAGUCGAACGUUCAUCAGAUCGUACGCAGAAUCAACUACUUUGCGCAACAUCCGUCUGUACGCAAACGUGUAGCCGCCGCCGUGGCAUUCAAUCAUCUGUACAGGAUCCUGCGCGAGGACGACGAUACGGUGUCGAUUUAUUGGCUGGAGAUGUUCCACUGCUUCGUCCGUAGCAUGGACGGGUGUGGGGACUCGUCAAUCAGGAACGCGCUCGACCAUAUCAAAAAGGUGAUGAAAGUCAAAGCAGAUAUUCUGAACGUAACCGCUAAAGACAGAAAGAAACCGCACGAUUUCGAUGAUACGACAUUGACACACGCUCUCUAUUGGCUGCUGUCGCAAUGCGGCGUUCUCGAUGAACAUUGCCGUGCCACGUGUAAGGAAUUGUACGUUGAUAUCUCGCAAUAUGCAACCUGUGGAUCCGCUCAGAAGACAACGCAGAUUUUUGUCGACAUUUACGGAAUAGGCCGAUUGAACGACAUCAUCCUGAGAGGUUUAAAUCCAAACGCGGAGGAUAUUUCGAAUGAUAAUAUUAAGCUUCUGUUGAAGGCUUUGGACUAUUAUACGUGGUUGAUAAAAGAGAAACUGCUGCCGAUAGAGAUUCUCUUUCCGAAUAACGUGCAGGAACACUUAAUCUUUGCUUGUAUUCGCAAUUUCUCUCGUCAGUUCUUACAAACGGCCACGACGACAGUGGCGAAGAGGCUCAGAGAAAUUGACGAACGACCAAACACGUUACAAUGCAAAGCUGUAAUAGCCACGUUGAACUUCGUACAAGUGCUAUUGGAGUGUGUCAAUAAUAUAGUCGACCGGAUAGUUCUACCGGAAUCGCUGUGGUACGAGUCGUUAUUCGCACUGACGAUUGAAUGUGUGAUGCAUCCGCGUGCGAUCGGCUUCGACGUUAAGAACAUCAAGAUGAUGGACGAAUUACCACAUGUUUUGAAGUCUUUAUUAAAUAACAUGAACUCACAGUUCAGCUAUACCUUGAAGUGCAGCUUCCGGCGAUGUGUGUUGAAUACUAUUCAAAAAUAUGUUCCGCAGAUGCUCAAUUUACGCGACAUCGCACAGAGCUACUCUUGGGACGAACAGAUUCAGCAUGUUAACGGAUUGAUAAUGCUUGAACAAUCUAGUUUGCUCGAUCAAUCGAUUCUGGAGGAGAUAAGUGAUCUCGUGAAUCGCGUGAGCACGAUCGAACAAAUUUUCAAUUUUAUAACAAGCAAAUAUAUGAUGGGAUUGACUCGCAGCGAUUUAAGUGCACAAAUGUUCGACUAUCUGCGAGCUUUGAUGGUAUUGCAACUUCGACACGAGGCUCCAACGAUGGAGCUAUUAGUGAGACUGAUGUCCAACGACACUUUGGUAACCGGCAUAGACUCAAUGAACAUCACACACGGCGAGUAUUUUCAAACCAAGUUCAGCAAUGUGAUAUUCAAUCAUAUAUUGGCAAAUGUAGACAGUAUUACAUUCGUUCUCGACAAGCUAUCGCAGAGCAAUCCUGUCUUCCUGCUCAAAUGGACCGAAAACGCGUUACUACAUCUGAAACAGAACAAGCGUACAUCGCGAGAACACGUAGAUCACGUAAACGUGAUAGACGUGAUCCUGCAACGAUUCGCCUGUCUACAGAAAACCGCAAUUGAUAGUAAUGUCGGCAGUCACAGGGAGCGACUAAUCAGUAUUUAUAGCACCGCGGUACAUCUGAUAUCCAAGCCGGUGGAGAUCAAACGGAACCAGUUAUACAGCGAGCUGCACGAUUGGAUCGUGCAGCAGUUGAUCGAAGAUCACGACAUCGAAUACAAGACGCUGAUCCUGCGAAACUUCCUCAUAUGUCUGACCGAUGCGACUGACCGCGUGGAAGACAAGCGUAAUAUGUAUUACUUGUACUUGCUGAAAAAUGACCGACCGUCUCUGUCCAGCAACGCCAUGAAGGUGACCAAUUGCUUUGAGACGCUAUUAGUGCUGCUGUCAGUCACCGGAUCGAUCAUCGUGCUCGAUUGCCUAAUAAACUUUGCCGCUGGCGCUGGUAAAUCUCUAUUCGGCGAUAAGCUGAAAGAACACUUGCGCAGGUAUUACUGCCGGGAGAUACCUGACGCUACGGAGCGCGUUUUGUGCUCUCUGGAGAUGACAUAUCAAAGUUUUAUAAGGAGCGUGAAUGUAGAAGAAAAACUCGACAUUCUGCACGAGUUCCUCUUACCGGCGUUUGAUCACUGCGACGCGCCGACGACCGAGCGCUUCUUUGAACGUAAUAUUCGCGAGUUGCAUGCGAUCAGUCGAAGAAACAUAUCGGACUCUAUCAACAGCGAAUUAGAUCUUGUGUCAAAGAUCGGUUGCUACCAACUGAUGGCGAUCAUGUGCACCCGGCUGGAGGAGAGCAAGAUAGUCGACGCGAACGGCACGAUCGUGCGGAACGCAGGUCUCGAUAAUGUUCAAGAUGGCCGGGAACUUGUUCAAAGUUUGUUUAAGGACGCGCUAAAUGUGCGCAAGCUGAAAAUCCAGAUAAGAUGUCGUGACAUCGUGCGGUUGCUACACUGCUCCGCGUACAAUUUGACGUUGGCGAUCACGAGUCUGAAAGAGGAUGAACAAUUUUACAAUAUAGUGUUUGCAGAAAAUCGCGAUCGCGGUAUGUUCAUUUGGAAAAACAUUAUAGACUGCGAGAAGCAUUAUCAGCUUAGUCAGAUCUGCGGUAAUUCCAAGAGCCACUGUCGUGAGACCACCGUCAAUAUAAAGUCCUCCGUCAUUGAUGGAGGAAGAGAAGGGCAAGCGAGUAGCCAGCACAGAUACUCGCACAUUCACAGUUAUGAUUUGUUGACUUGCUCCUUGAAUGAAGAAAUUAACGCUUACGACUUCAACAAAAGUGUCCUGUUACCGGCUUCUGCCGCUAUUCCCUGCGGACGGAGUGCGACGAUAAACGUGAUACUAGAGAGCGACGAUUUCAAUGAGCACGAGUGUAUGCCGAACAUCUGCGGUAUAUUACAGCGCUUCAGCAGUCUGAAGAAGCCUGAAAAGAUGACCAAACUAGCCGAAUGUCUGAAUUACUUUGUCUUGGGCUUGCAGAAGGACGUUCCUCGUAAUAUUCAACUUUUCAUGCUGAAGAUCGUUGAUAACACGGCCAAUACGGUGUUUAAGCCGUACGCUAAGUUUAUGCUGCCGGGUAUCGCGCAGGCAGUCGCUAAUUACUUGAAGGCGAACGACCUCAACUAUAUCAUCACUAACGUUCUAAACAUACUAAUAUCUUGGCGAGACAAGAUAAACGACGAAAGUAUAGGCAGAAAGGAAGUUCAGAAUCUGUUCGAGGUACUCGUCCAAAGAGUACUUGUCAAAUCACAAAUAAGUAACAAACAUAUAUACAACAACAAUCUCGAAUUGAUUCGUACGAUAAUGAAGAAAUGGUGCUUAACGGAAUCGAUAGUCUGCUUGACCGAGAGAUUAACAAUCGCAAUGGAAGCCACAGUAGAUCUCAUUGUGAAAUUGCUUUGCGACAAUGAUGAAAUGGCGCGCGAGAUCGUGGACAAAAAUUUGACAGAGGACAUCGUCAAUCCUCUAUUGACACCGUUACGGAACUGGAACGCAGCCGAGCAGGAUAUAGUGCGGUAUUGCGAGUUUUUUGGAUGGUGGUUGAAAUUACGGCAGGAGGACAAGCGGGACGAGGGCAUGGAAAGUGCGACGAGAAAAAACCAGAUACAGGACGUGAAGCAAAAGAUCUUCAAUAUCCUCAAUUCGCCGCCAAAGACUACGCAACGGUUAGUUUACAUCGAGAAACAGCUAAAACGCAUCGUCGUCCUGUGUAAAAUUUGUCCUGAUCUGGCCGUUGACUACAUUACGAUUGUGAUCGACAUCACGUCCACGGAUAAAAAUCGAGAUUACUGUCUGGAGAUAUUCGCGCUGGCGAUGCCACAGUUCUGCGAUGCGACAAUCAUCUUGAGUAAUUUGCACCGUAUAGAAUUGCAGAGUGUAUUUACGAACCGAGAGGUACUUUGCGAAGCGAAAGCGCUGCAAAUCGUUCACAAGUUAGUUAAUACGGCUAUCUCACCGGCGGAUCUAUUGCCCUACGUGAAGCUUACAAUUUCAUGCCUCGAGGACGAUUCCACGGAACACCGAAAGCUCGUCUACAACGUGCUCAUGAGCGUUUACAAAAAAUACUUCGCUGACUCGGAUGAUGAAAACGUAACAAUUCUGCGGUCGGAGAGCGCGCGGAAACUAGUGGUUGGAUUGCUGGAUCCCUCAGAGGAAUUGCAGACGCGUAUACUGCGUUUCUGGACGGAAGAGACGGAUUUAAGCACGAAAAAAUCCAAGGAACGAUUAAUCGCUGUGCUGAAUUUGAGGACAAAGAUGAAUUUACAUAUGAAUAUUAAAGAGGAAGACGCGUACACGUUGUUUGUACCUUUGUUGAUUCUGCAAUUGACUAAGGAAUCCAGAGAUUACAAUGAAAAAAUGUUUCAUCCCUUGCACAACUGCACCUACGAAGACUACGAAAUCUCCGUAUUUUGGCGCAGACGAAAUCUCAGAUAUGUCACGCCGAUGUUCGUCGACUCGCUCGCCUCGCAGAUGAGCUGCACCUUAUCGCAGAGUGUUGAUGACGAUCGUAGGAUUUACAAGCAUCCAGCAUCGUCUCAUUAUCCUCCGUAUGGUGUUCCGAGACUUCGCGCCACGCAGGACUUGCAGUUUGAGCCGACUAUGCUGGACGACGAAGUUGCCAUGGACAUGGACGUAACUGCGACGUUAAAUAAUCCACUACUCGAUGACAGAUUCCAGCGGCCGACAACAUCUUCGGGACGGUCUUCGCAACUCGCAAAUUCGCAAAGUAGAAGACUCCCUGGGUUUUCGGCGAGUUCAUCGGAUGUCGGGGAAUAUAUUCGCCGUCAACACGUGCGGAAGAACAUGGAACGGCAAGAAAUGAUGAAGCAGGAGCACAUCAGACAGAGAAACAGCGUGAAAUUGUACAGGAAAUACAGAAGUGGAGAUUUUCCUGACAUUGCAAUACCUCACUCAAGUCUGAUCGAGCCGCUUGCACAGCUAAUGAAAUUAGACGAAGUGAUUCGCAAGGACAUCACUGUGUUUUUGUUCCGCUCCUUGGUCGAGAAAACCAUGGAGAAGGAAGAUUCCGACAAUUUCCGUCAGAGCAUUGUCGAGAAUCUGAAACAAAUCUUACACGACAGCGAGAAGGGCAGUGCUUUCAACGCCGUGAUUUUGGAGACGUUAUUGACAUUAAACGUCAGCGAUUACGAUUCAUGUGACAUAGUAAAGGUUUCCAAAGCGAACAAUUUGAACGCUAUCGGUAUCCUUCUUCUAGAACGCAGUUUACAUCCUGAAGCGAGCUACUUCGAUGAUUUCUUGCCCACACCGGAGAAGAGAAUGAAGAAAAAUGAGGAUGACCCAGAUAACUGGGCGGAGAUCGAUAAAUGGUCACAAUUGGCAUCUCUCUAUAAAUCAAUCGACGACGUCGACGUCGUCUUCAGUAUCUUCCAUGAGCAAUCCUACGACAAAAAUAUACAGGAAGCGACUAUCGCGAAUGCCGAUGGCGACUGGUUGCGCGCGAAUAUGGCGUUUAAAAGAGCUUACGAGUCGACAAUGAUUGUACCGUCGAUGCACGAAUACUGCAUGGAGGGAUUGUUCGAGCUAAUGAACAAUUUAUGCGACUGGUCAACGACCAACGAGCUCAUGGUGAGAGCGAAUGGCGACUUGAUGAACGUGUGGGACAAACCAUGGCGAGACUGGAUGAUUCCACGCUUAUGCGACGCUUAUGUGUACAUGACGGAUGACAAUUGCAGAGACUCGAAUAUUACCGACCGUGAUCUGGAAGUUAUAUACAAGUUGUGGAUCCUAGCUGAUAACAAUCCUAGCCGAUUGGAGCGUAUCAAAUCGUUGGUGGGUGAAGAUUUGGUGCUAUCUCUGCUGAGGAAGAAGAUGGAAGCGAACGAUCUACUUAACGAUCUAUUGGAUAAGAUAGGAGAGCAGUGGGUUAAGUUGAACCCACUUUGUACCGAAUUGGGAAUGCGCAAGUUGCGAAAAUUGCAAGUUAUGAGCGAUUUGCACGCUACACUGAGAGUCCUUCACUAUACCGAUGAGAUGGAUUUCUUCUUCGACAGAAUGGUCACCUUGCUAGACUUCUGGACGACGAAAGUACCGACGACGCGAGACAAUCUUAUACAAUGGACCAAGUUAGCCGCUUAUCGAAGCUACUCUUCGAGACUGUUUAACAAAAUACUGGACAGUAACAAAUCGAACAAGUAUGCCGAAAAAGUUCAAGAAAUCAAGACACGGAUACGUCAAGUGGAUCACUAUUUGCGAUUGGGCAUCGUUGACGCGGCAUUGAAACAAAAACACCAAUAUAUUGCCCAGAAGCACUUGAGUCACCUGGAAGAUGUUUCAAUCAGUUUGCAACCUCGACGAACAUUGUUCGAGGCGAGGAUCAAGUAUCUGUGCGCCAGUCUCGAGACAGACGCGCACAUGAAGAUGCGCGAUUACGUCACUUCUUGGAAAUAUUCGCAUCAGUUGUUGAACCAGAUAAGCGACGAUGACAACGUUGACGUUGAUACGAGUAUCGCUGUAAGGGAGCACAUCGGCGCUUUGGCCUCGACGAUCGAACAUCUGACUAACGAGAACGACGUUUUCGCCGCAGCGUUGCUGACAGGUAGCAAUGAAGCUAGCAUAAUUCUUCAGGACAUAGACGCGGAACAAGGAGACAAUCCAGCCAAUGUGAGAGAACUCUUGCUACACUAUAGCCUGGACAAGUUGAAAUCCUGCAGCGACAGCGCGGCAACGGCGACACGGGCAACGGCCAGUCGCAACGUCGGCGAGCACUAUUACGCCUUAACCAGACACUGCCACAGCCAACUAACGAACGGCCGAAUUAUGAGCGAGGCCGAGAGAAACGAUAUCUUCCAGGUCUUUGUAUUUGCCACGUUGCGGGCUAUGUAUCACGAUUACCACGAAGCAACUCACUACUUCCCCUGUCUACUGAGUGACGAACAACUGCUGCAAAACGGAGCGGCGCGACGAACAUUCGAAGGGGAAUGUACGAGGCCGCAGCCGUGGUUGUUCUUGCGCUGGCGGGACCUGCUGUUCUCUCAUCUUGGCACGUCGAUCGCGGCCAUAAUCGCACCCAUUGUCGAGAAGCUCGCAAAGACAUAUCCUGAGGCAAUCGCCUACACGUACCUCUUAGCGACGGAGAAGCGAUCCGUUAUAAUAAAUGAUCGUAGAACGCAGAGAAUACACGAGAUCCUGCAAGACAAAUUGACCGAGAUCGAGCAGUUUUUAUCAGCGAUGCAAUACGUGGUACAGCCGGAGCUCUAUUUGAAGUAUUAUCUUAACGAAGCGAUGGAGCUGUUGCACAAAGGAGACAGAUCGGCCUUCGAAUCAUUAUUAAGCAAAGUCUACACGCCGAUUUCCACUGCGGCGAACGAGAAAAUUCCCCGACCGGGUAGCGUGUAUAAUGUAAUCGCGAAGCACAAGAGCGGGAUUGUGGCGUUAGAUCCUGUCAAUUGUGACGCCACACGAGAGAGUGUCCAACGCAUGAAGGAUCUGUUGGACAAGUCCCUUCGGGAUCGUGCUAACAAGAAGAGACUCAAAGAAUACAGUCCGUUUUUGCACGCAUACGCGGGCGGCAAUAUCGAGAUACCUGGGCAAUACACCGGCAAUCGAGAACCCAUGCCCAUGCGUUAUCAUGCCAAGAUCGCGAGGAUAGAGCCGAUCGUAGAAGUGAUGCAUUCGCUGCGCAAGCCGAUUCGCAUCAGCAUGAUCGGUGAAAACGGGCGCGAGUACAAGUUCCUGGUGAAAUUCGGCGAGGAUCUGACAGUCGAUCACGGCCUGCAGCAGUUGUACACCACUAUGAACAGGACACUGUUCAACGACGCCGCUUGUAGGCAGAGACGGCUGAUGAUAGACACGUACGAGGUGAUACCGUUGUCGAGAUCGUUCGGCCUCAUACAGUGGAUCGAAGAUACGAAAUCCCUGGAUAAUCUGGUGUCGUUCACGCUGUCGGAGUUGGAGAGCAAUCAGUGCGAUGACAAUCGCGCGAACUACACGAAAUGGAUAAAAGGAGCAGCACCUCUUUCUACACGGAUCAGUGAUCAAUACACGGCGGCCACGGCCAAGUAUAGUCGGACGGAAGUUGUGACGAAGAUGAAGCAAUUAAUCAGUAACACCAAGCAAACUGCUCUACGUGAUACCUUCAUGGCAAUCAGUCCGUCACUGGAGAGCUUUGUGACAUUGCGACGCAAUUUCGUGGCGAGUUACGCGACGAUGUGCGUGGCACAUUGGAUCGCGGGUAUUGGCGAUCGCCAUUUGGAGAACAUCCUGGUAGUUGUGAGUUCCGGACGAUGUCUCGGCAUCGAUUUCGGCCGUGCUUUUGACAGCAGUUUACGCAUCCCGGUGCCAGAACUUGUGCCGUUUCGUUUGACGCCACAGAUACUAGAGUUAAUGCGACCCUUCACCGAGAAGCAUCUCUUCGGCACGAUCAUGACUCAUGUGGUGCGAGCUCUGCGAAACGACAAAGGCCCUAUACUCGCCUGUAUGAACAUCUUCACUCACGAGCCUAUCAACCGUUCGAGUAUUAACGACGAAGACACCGCUAUAAAUAAUCUAAAAGAAUCAACAUUUUAUUUCAAAGACAUUAUUAUGACAGUUGAGAAGAAAUUAAGCGGGAUCCAUCCAUCAUAUAUCACAUUGAAGCAGUUAAAAAGGAUGCAUAAAGAUGAAUAUUUCACGAGAUAUGAAGCAAUUAUUACUGGCAAGGAUGAAUCUAUUAUACAAGCACGGGCACUAGUGCAAGACGAUUGUUUGACAGUCACUGAACAGGUAAAUUGUUUAUUGGAUCAAGCAACAGAUCUCAAUAUUUUGGGUCGUAUGUAUGUUAAAUGGCAUCCUUGGUUGUGAUUCUAAAAUUUAGCAUUAAAAUUUAGCUUUUUAGCAUUGUUCAACAUUAAAGUUUCACAAGCAAAGAAACAGAAAAGUUCAAAGAUCUAAACAAGAAUUUUAUGUAUAUCGUUAAUUGUAUAUAAU